AUGAUAAAAAACCAGAAAGUGAGUGUAGAGCUCUUCUCUCUUCUCUCUUCUCAUUUCUUCUACAUGUGCUCUCUCUCUCUCUCUCAAGCUCUCUCUCUCUCUCUCUCUAAAGCUCUCUCUCUCUCUCUCAAGCUCUCUCUCUCUCUAAAGCUCUCUCUCUCUCUCUCUCAAGCUCUCUCUCUCUCUAAAGCUCUCUCUCUCUCUCUCUCUCUCUCAAGCUCUCUCUCUCUCUCUCUAAAGCUCUCUCUCUCUCUCUCUCUCUCUAAAGCUCUCUCUCUCUCUCUAAAGCUCUCUCUAAAGCUCUCUCUCUCUCUAAAGCUCUCUCUCUCUCUCUCUAAAGCUCUCUCUCUCUCUAAAGCUCUCUCUCUAAAGCUCUCUCUCUCUCUCAUCUCUCUCUCUCUCUCUCUCUCUCUCUCUCUCUCUCAUCUCUCUCUCAUCUCUCUCUCUCAUCUCUCUCAGUUUCUCUGUUGUGUUGUCUGUCGUUUCGCUGGACGGGGGGAGAUGAGUGGUCGGUCACCGCCACCAGGGUAUGGUGGCUCUGCGGAGGAGCGGCAUCGGAGUCGUGAGCGGGGUCACAGCCGUGAGCGGGGUCAUGAUCGGGAGGAUCGUGCUUCGCGCCGGCGCGACUAUGAUGACCGGGACCGGGACCGGGACCGCGGCCAUGAACGUGAUCGCAGCGCUGACCGUGGUAGUGGCCGCGGUGACUAUGGCCGCGGUGACUAUGGCCGCGGUGACUAUGGCCGUGGUGACUAUGGCCGCGGUGACUAUGGCCGAGGUGACUAUGGCCGCGGUGACUAUGGCCGCGGUGACUAUGGCCGCGGUGACUACGGUCGGGGGGACGACCGCUCACGAGAUGGAGAGCGUCGUGAAACGUACGAUGGUCCCAAGUUCAGACCCCAGGAACGGCAUCGAGGAGAACGAGACCCCUCGGCCAGUCGUGAUCGCCGUGAACAAGACCAGGACCGCGAUGGUGCAUCUAUUCAAAUGGUUGAACCCGCCGAGGACGGCCAUGUCAACAUUGAGGAAGCACUUGAGGUGGACGAGGUCGAUGUCAUGAGCGCCAUGGGUAUCGCUGGCUUUGGGACAACCCAAGGCCAACAUGUCAAAGGCAAUGGCGAAGCCUUUGUCAAGCCCCAGCGAAAGAAGGCUCGUCGAUUCCGUCAAUACAUGAACCGUAAGGGUGGUUUCAACCGCUUCUUGGACAACAUUCAAUAGUGGGCUGACCCGAGUGCAGAGGAGGACAGCCAAAGGCCGGAACCAGCAUCGUAUUCCUGCUCCUGCAUUUUUUUUUUCACUGCCACCACGAUUGACAUGCAAAUGGGCUCGGAAGCAGUGCUGGUCCAAAGAGAGGUGCAACGAACAAUUGUAACAAACAAAAUGUC
Monosiga brevicollis MX1 is the source of this 1382-nucleotide messenger RNA. RefSeq lists its product as uncharacterized. The record is from RefSeq and is a predicted model, not a curated record. The coding region runs from base 1 to 1215 and encodes 404 amino acids. Gene Ontology annotation, biological process: RNA splicing. Gene Ontology annotation, cellular component: precatalytic spliceosome. NCBI's taxonomy places the organism in Eukaryota, Choanoflagellata, Craspedida, Salpingoecidae. The transcript is spliced from 5 exons.